GUUUAGACGUUUAGUUAAAACAGAUGAAUGUUUAGUGAGUUGUUCACGGGAGGCUAGAAAGGAAUCACGAAUUCUGAGUGAAUAAUUGCAUUGUGCCAGAUAGUGCAAUGUUAUUAUUUUUUGUUGAACAACAUCUUAGGGAGGCGUGUAAAGUUACAUCCCGUGAGACAGUUGUGAUUGUCUUAUGACAGGUUUCUUCCUUCUUCCGUUUACGCGACCCAAGUCAAAAUACGCUCCGGCGAGGAGUCCUCUCUCCUUUCAGUGUGGCAUUCCGUGCAAUAAGUAAGUCUAUCAUGAGUGCAAAAUUGGGAGCUGUCGGUAGCCCUUUCAAACUCAUCAUAGUUUUACUGAUCUUCGGUUGCUGUCACACGUUCGCGCUAAAGCCACACAUUUUAGGCAGACAUAGACUCACUUCACUGACUGCUCAGCGGCCCAUCACAUACAAAACUUGCUACUUUGAACAGCAGAUUGAUCAUUUUGGAUUUUUGGAAAACGGCACAUUCAAGCAGAGAUAUCUUGUAAAUGACUUACACUGGCAUAAGGAGGGAGCACCUAUACUCUUCUACACGGGCAAUGAAGGAGACAUCGCAUGGUUCUGCAACAACACUGGUUUCAUGUGGGACACGGCCGAGGAGCUUGGUGCAAUGCUGGUUUUUGCUGAGCACCGUUACUACGGCGAGUCCCUCCCGUUCGGACAGGAGUCUUACAGCGAUGCGAAGUAUUUGAACUACUUGACCUCAGAGCAGGCCUUAGCAGACUUUGCUGUUCUAAUUCAAGCUCUGAAGAGGACCGUUCCCGGAGCCCGGGGGAGUCCGGUCAUUGCCAUCGGAGGGUCAUACGGAGGCAUGCUGGCGGCUUGGCUGAGGAUGAAAUACCCCAGUGCGGUCAUAGGUGCUCUGGCUUCCUCUGCUCCAAUCUGGCAGUUCACUGGCAUGGUCCCAUGCGGUGAUUUUUACAAAAUUGUCACCAAAGACUUUGCUAAUAGUGGUCCCAACUGCAGCAAGAACAUCAAGAGAUCAUGGACAGCUAUCAACAAUCUGUCAUCCUCAGAGGCAGGUCUCGAGUGGCUUUCUAAGGAGUUCAGUUUGUGUUCGCCACUCAAAAAGCCUGAGGAUGUGUUUGGACUGAAAUCCUGGCUGCAGGAGACCUGGGCCAAUCUGGCAAUGGUGGACUAUCCUUAUGAAGCUAACUUCCUACAGCCCCUUCCACGCUGGCCCAUUGAGGUUGUCUGCAAACACCUCUACUUUGAUAAAGAUGUGUCUGAUUACCAGCUGUUACGUGGUAUUUCUGACGCAGCCAAAGUGUAUUAUAAUUACACAGGAAACACCCAGUGCUUGAACAUCUCUCAGACUGCCACAGGAAACCUGGGAAUGAUGGGAUGGUUUUACCAGGCCUGUACGGAGAUGGUGAUGCCCUUGUGUACUGACGGGAUUGAGGACAUGUUUGAACCCCAGCCGUGGGACUUCCAGGCCUUUUCGGAUGAGUGCUACUCUAUGUUUGGGGUCCGACCACGGGAGGACUGGGUAGAAACAGUCUACGGCGGAAAGAAUAUUAGUUCCCACAGUAACAUUAUCUUCAGCAACGGAGAUCUGGACCCCUGGACGAGUGGUGGUGUGACAGCGAAUCUCUCUCACUCUCUGGUGGCUAUUAAGAUCAGCAAUGGCGCUCACCAUCUGGACCUGCGCUACAACAAUGAAUACGAUCCCGCGUCUGUUAUCACGGCCCGUCAAGAGGAGGUGAAAUAUUUCAAGCAGUGGAUAAAACAGGCAACAAGCUCCCGGUGAUAUUUUAGACGAUAGAAAACAAUAUUGAGUUAAGGUUGAUUUUUUUUUUCAUUUUUUUAAAGAUCACCAGUUUCAUUUUGUAUACAUUCAGUGUUUGUCAGUAACUUCAGGUGAAACAGUCACUGUUUUUUGAUUAUACCAAAUGGGAAUUCAAAUGAACCAAAGAGUGUAACACUGUAGAUUUCACGAUGCUCUUUUUCUUUAAUGUAAAAAAAAUGCAGAUUGCAUAACUGACCUGCAGAGGUUAUUGACUUGCACUAACAUCUAACUAACAGAUGCAAACAUUAGUGAUGAUCCUGAAAUGUAAUAUGAAAGUCAUAAAAACCCUGGAGAGUUAACUUAUUCAGUGUUUUUGAUCAAGCUACUUCAAGCCAUUUCUCCAGAUUUUGAACUGAAAUCCACACGUAAAGGAGGAUUUCGAGGUGAUGGAAGUUUGGGCUUCAUGUCAAAUGAAUCAGGAUAUCAGGUCACAGUGAACCUUGGUCUGUUGAUAGUGUUAUACUUGAUUAUUAUAAACACCAAAAUGCUCUUAACGGAUCUUCAGGGAUUUUUUUUUUCUAUUUCAUACCAAAAAAAAAAACCCAACACAAAAGCAAAAAAAUGAACCCAAGCAGGCAUAAAAUAAGCAGUUAUCCUUGUUAAUUAUCUAGUGACUCUGGCAUACGAUUUUCACAUUUUCCCCUCUCACGUGAUGUGUUGUAAUGAUUG
Messenger RNA from Chanos chanos (milkfish), 2492 nucleotides. RefSeq names its product prolylcarboxypeptidase (angiotensinase C) (gene prcp). Gene Ontology annotation, biological process: negative regulation of systemic arterial blood pressure; regulation of blood vessel endothelial cell migration; angiogenesis involved in wound healing. NCBI's taxonomy places the organism in Eukaryota, Metazoa, Chordata, Actinopteri, Gonorynchiformes, Chanidae. The transcript has 9 exons. Gene Ontology annotation, molecular function: dipeptidyl-peptidase activity; serine-type exopeptidase activity. Bases 294 to 1784 code for a protein of 496 amino acids. The record is from RefSeq and is a predicted model, not a curated record.